Microstroma glucosiphilum is the source of this 4000-nucleotide messenger RNA. RefSeq lists its product as hypothetical. The transcript has a single exon. Gene Ontology annotation, molecular function: sequence-specific DNA binding; DNA-binding transcription factor activity. The coding region runs from base 208 to 3549 and encodes 1113 amino acids. Lineage: Eukaryota; Fungi; Basidiomycota; Exobasidiomycetes; Microstromatales; Microstromataceae. Gene Ontology annotation, biological process: regulation of DNA-templated transcription. The record is from RefSeq and is a predicted model, not a curated record.
AGGCCGCUGCACAUCGAUCGUAUCGAUUACAUCCGCACCACCAGGGCCCUCACGAGAUACAGCUCAGACAUCAUCAGUGUCCACCCCAGCGGGCACGACCUGUCCUAUCUCGCUCUUCCAGCCCUCUGAGGACGGACUGUCACCCUCGCGGGACUUCCACGCCUCACUCUGUGCUCCGUCGCCCGCGGACUUCGCAGCGACCCAGUCAUGGAUCAGACGUCUUCCUCGAACCAAGGCUCGCCAUUCUUGACUUCUACCAGACCCAACAACGGCUCUCAACCCAACAGCAUGGCUUUUGGCGGUCCCUCUAAUCGAGGCUCCCCCUCUGCUCCCUUGCCACCUGCCCUGCACCAUGGUGGCUUCAGCGCCUUUGGUGUGCCGGGGCAGCCGCCAGCCAAGUCAUCACCCUCACAACAGAACCCACAGCAACAGCAACAAUUUCAGCAGCAAGCGCAGGCACAGGCCCAACAGCAGCGGCAACAAGGGCAACCCAACACAGUAGGUCCCGCUGCAUGGGCAUAUGCAAAUGCCCAGCUCAACUCAUAUGCUGCCGCUCAACGGCAACGGCAACCCACAGGGGGCGAGCAGAGCAGUAACAGCAGCAACAACACCAACAGCAAUGCUGCUGCUGCCUACUAUGCUCCUUCCCCAUCAUCGCAACAACACUCCAAUACGUCAUCCGUCUCCUCGCCCAUCAUCAGUGGCAUCGGAAGCGGUGGUGGUGGUGCAUCUGCCUUUGCCUCGACUCAACUCUCACAGCUGCCGCCAGGCAUGGCAGACUUGGGCGCCCUCAAUCUACACUCGGCUGCCUCCUCACAGCCCGUCUCUGCUGCCUCUUCUCCGGGCUGGCAACAUAGGCGUCUACCAUCGGCAGGAGCGGGCACAGUACACCAUACCGUAGGAGGUGGAUCUGGAUCUACCAAUUACGAGCACACGGCGCCGUCUCACAAUCCUCGUGUCGCAGCCUCUUCUGUGACGGGCAAGCGGCUCAAUUGGGGUGAGAUGAUCUGCGCCACCAUUGCCCAUUCUGAGCAUGGCAGGCUAGUCAUCCAGGACCUCUUUGAGCAGAUGUGCGCAAGGUUCCCAGAGGUGCAGGAGUGGGCGUUUGGAAAGGAUUGGGAGGUAAGUCUCGGCACCACUACCACAAAGGGCCAGACUCGUAGAAGAUAUACCACGCCUGGGGCGGACCGGCGUGAGGUUGCUCAUUUGCGGACACUGACGAAUAUUCUUGGGUCUCCUUCUAAUCUUUCAUUUGUACAGGCGAGGGUGAAGAACAGGAUCAAGUCGACAUUGUCGAUCAAAGGUCACUUGUUUGUCAAGGUGCCGAGGCCUUCCUCGGCAGCAGGUAAAGGGUCGUGGUGGACAUUGUCGCAGGAGGCGCAGGAUGCUUAUCAUGAGGGCAGAUUGGGUCCUUUGCUUAAGCUGAGCGGGACCAUGCCUGCUGGCGGCACUUCAUCGGCGGGUCACUCGCGUGGUGGCUCAGUGAGCGAGAGUCUAACAAUGACUUCUACUGACAGUCGAUAUGACUCACCUGGGCCCAGUACGGGAGGCAGCGCAGCUGGCACUGGGCCUACAUCAGGGGUGGCUACGCCGCUCAAGCAACAUAGUAUGCCUCAUCCUCUAGCUCAGCACGUAGAGGCAGCUUCUGCUUCUCCCAAUCCCACACCCAAUCCGACAAUGGCAUCAGGAGAGCACAGCCAGCAAGCUCAACAAGCUCAUCAGCUGGCUCAAUUACAGGCUCAGCUGUUGCGUCAGCAGCAAGCUCAAAGAGAAGUUCUGCCGGGAUCUUACGACCCCAAUGCUCCUCCGAGUGGGGCAGCCUACUUUCCACAUCAUCAGUUCUACAACUUUGAAGGUCUGGGCGGGAAUGGCAGCUCUGGCUCGUCGGGCGCAAUGCUCAUGGGAGGCCAAGGGCAAGGCGGAGGAUCAGGAGCCAAUGGAGGAGGCAAUGGCGACGAUAGUCUCUUUUCGUCAUCGAUGCAGAGCAUCUAUGGCACCUCUUUCGGCAACCACAUGAAUCCUGGUGGUAUGGCUAUGCCUCCUGGUCGUUUUGGUGGUAAUCAGUCGAUGAUCGACAUGGACAAAAUGGGCACGAGCUAUGGCGAUACACCUAUGAUGCCAGCUUCUUUUGAGAGUGGCUCAUUCGGAGCAACAAUGCGAGCUUUGGGUGGUAUGCCACCUUGGAAGGGAGCAGGAAUGGACUAUAGGACCACACCGGGCCAGCCUGGCGAAGGGUCUGCCAAUGGCUCUGGAAUGGGCGAAAGCAACCCCUCUGGGACUUCUGCUUCGGACUCUAUUGACUCUGCUAGCGGGUCUUCUAAUUCUGGCCCUUCGGGCAACGCUCCGUCUACGGGAGCUUCCUCAUGGGGCGUCGGUGGCGGGUCAUGGGGUAUUGGCGCAACUCAAUCGAUACCGCACCUGGGGGGACCUCAGUCGAUGCCGUUCCCAGCUGCAGCAGGCUCGCAAGGAGCUGUAGGUCGAGACAUGCCCGCAUCCAGUGCUCGAGGUACUUCCAUGAACGCAUCGGGCGGCAGCUCCAACAGGCCUGACUCGUCAGAUGGAACGACGAUCGGCAAUCCCUUUGACUUCUCCUCCUCUGCCUCAUCCUCCCACGGCUCUUCCGCCGUCAAUGGUCCUCCUGGCCCAGGAGGAAUGUACCCGUACUCCUUCUCCGGGCUCGGAGAUGAUGCCAAUGGCGGUAAAGGUGCAGCUGUCCCGCCCAACUUCUAUGGCAAUGGAGUCGGCGGUGGUGGCUUCUUCCAGGGCGGAGGCGGAGCGGGGCCUCAUCAUCACCACCACCACCAUCACCACGCUGGUGGGAACAAUCCAUUCGGCAUGUCCAUCCCUGGAGGGUAUGCCAUGCCCUCUGCCGUUCCCAUCAACUCUCCCUUCCACCCGAACUUCACCCAGUCACGUCUCAGCUAUCUCAACACGAAUGCCGGGGGCGUCAACAACGGUGGAGGUCAGACAGCAGGCGGUGCAGGUGCAGGCGCAAUGGACAUGGUAGCAUCUGGCAGCGGCCAUGGUGCAGCGGGAGGGACGGAUGGCUCAGCUUCUGCGAGCAACACGGUCCCUCCUUCUCCCGCAGACUCCACCAGUGCAUUCUUCGCCUUCACCCCCGCUGCGGGACCCGUAGACGCACCAGGCUCGUCGCCUUCGCGUCCUGCCAGCGGUGGUGAGGGCGGACCUGCAGGGGAAGGAGGAGCGAGUGCUCCCUCUCUCCUUUCGACUUCUUCUGGUGCCACGGGAAUGGGAGAAGAAGGAAGCGCGCUUGGCCCAUUGGUUGGAAAGAGAAAGGUGAGCAGUGCAGCGCGGAACUUGCCCAACAAAUUUGGAGGUAGUGGUGGUGGUGGUGGGGGAGCGGCUGCUCCUCCUCCUGGUGCUGCUGGUGCUGGUGCUGCUUCUGCUUCUGCUUCGAACAAUACCUCUACAGAUACGGGAGCGAUAGCGAGGGAGGGCAGUGCAGCAGAUAAGGGCAAAGGUGGACUAGGGGAAUUGCAAAAGGUAGAAGAAGGCUUUGCGUUGCCCCCACCUGCUACACAGCACUGAGCGGCGAGGCGGUGAGGGAGCGAGACCUGAGACUCGAGCUCCAGUCUCGAGCUAGAGGCUGCAGUGUCCUUUCUCAUGUCCCCUUUGUCUCUUUACCUCGUCUGCAUGCCUCUUCUCUUCUCUGCUGCUGUCAUAGAUGUCUUGGAGAGGAGGAGCAAUGUGCCGCUUCACCUCUUUUUUUCUUUGUUUUUUUUCCUGUCCAUAUCUCUUCACGAAUCGUUGAUGUUUGAAAAUGCCUUGAUAGAGCACUCAUUGAGAAGAGGAAAUCAGGAGUGGUUUGCACAGAGAGAGAUGGAUGGAUUGUCCGUAUUGCUUACUUGCCAAGUCUGAUCCGCUCCUCUCCUCGCUUUUCCCAUCUUUACUUGCCUCUCUUGCUCUUCUCCUCCCUCUCCCUCUCCCUCUCCCUCUCCCUCUCCCUCUCCCCCUCCUCCCUCUUCAAUUCCCCCCUCAA